AUGCUCUCGCAAGACUACUCUAACCUCUUCUCGUCCGGCCUCCGCACUCUCGCCCGGCGCGUUCGUCGCGCCUCGCAGUCGCACUUCACCCCUCCCACUCCCUCUACGCCAGGCCAACUUACCGGUCUGGUCACGCCCAUCACACCCGCGCCGGGUAUCUCAUACAUCAAUUUCAACGAGCCCGAGACGCCCGUACUCGCCCCUGCGCCGCCGCCACCUACGCUGAACCCCGCGCCACCCGCCGGAGGAAUCAGGAAGGCGUUGAGGCGGAUGAGCACCCAGACCUUCGGGGCUGCGGUGAAGGAGAGUCUCAAGGAGAAGCACGCGACGAUGCCUGCGCCACCUAUGCCGCAGAUCGUACGCUCGGACCAGAUGUUUGCGGGUUUCAAGAGCAGAGAGGAUCUGCAGUUGGAGAAGAAGGCGUCCGAGCCUGCAUUGAAGCCGAAGACCCGCGUGGAGAAGCGCGUGAGCUUCUAUGAUCCUUUCGCGCGCGAUGAUGCGAGUAGUGAUACUUCGAGCAGCGGUGGGAGCGCAGUUACCCGAGCCCCGCCGCUCGCGCCACGCCGUAAACCUAUUCACCUCACUAUUCGCACAUCGUACGCUGCGCCGCGCCCUCUUCCCGCUACGCCGCCGCUGCCCACCGCCCCCCCGGUUCCAGCAAAGUCGGCGAUGAAGCACUACUCGCAGCCGCAUCCCGUCACGCGCGUGCAAGCUCGCAAGCCUGUACAGCGUAUGACAAUGAGCGAAGGUCGGCCUGCCCAACGUACGAGCCAACAUCGGAUUCAACGCCCGGAGUUGCAGCAGCGCGCUCAGGCGUAUCAGGCCGCCUAUGCGGCACCUCCUUCGCCAAACAACUUCCUGUUGUUCUCGGCUACCAGCGUCGAGUUCCCGACGCGGGCGCCACCGGCCACGAUCGUCAGCCCGUAUGCACGCCCUAGUCGUGUACCUAGCCACAUCAAGGGGCCAUCGCACAGCUCAUUCACAUUACCGGGCUACGAGAAGACCCCGAUGAGCUUGCACCCGUAUGCCGCAGUCUCACGCGCAUUGCCGGAUACACCAGGGAGUGCGACGUCGGGUGACUGGCGCGGCUGGCACGAGGAGCGUGGGGGAUGGCUCAUCCACGCCUGA
This is a messenger RNA of Peniophora sp. CBMAI 1063, 1128 nucleotides long. The record is from the annotation of a GenBank genome assembly. Lineage: Eukaryota; Fungi; Basidiomycota; Agaricomycetes; Russulales; Peniophoraceae.